GGAACAACGCACGCGCUGUUGUUGCUGCUUGCGUCGCUGUCGCUGCUUGCGUCGCUGCCUGCGUCGAUCCACUCGACUGCGCGCCUGCGCAGGAAAUUGCCAAGUCGAGAAGCGACUGGCAGCCAACAACGCAGUUCAGUCGAGACGCAGUUGUCGUGGCAAGCACAACAGUUUGUAGAACAUUACGUUAAAGUGUCCCUCACAGUGACAGUGACUGUGAUCAGUGACCGUGAACAGUGACAGUGAAAAAGAUUGAAGUACAGUGCGGCCAUGUCAAUGCACAAUUAUACGAAUCCGGCAUUUUGCCAGAACAGCGAGUUCUAUCCGGUUCCCUCGAGCAAUCGUGUCGAGUCCAUUUACAAUCGCAGCCUGCAGCUGAAUUUUCAGGCGGGUCAAGUGGUGCCGCCGCCAUGUCGUGAUCCACGCGAGGGGCCGCUCCGCAUGCAGCGUAGCAUGUCGACGCGUUCGGUGACGCGUAAACAGUACCAACAGCAACAACAACAACAACAAUUGCAGCUGCAACACCCGCAACAACAACAACUACAACUACAACAACACCAACAACAACAGUCGCAGAGCGGACGCUAUGCCUUGGUGCCUCUCGAGGAGCUGGGUGCAGUUGGCAGUCGUUAUGCCAUUGUGCCUGGCCAGGCAGCUCAGCGUCUGGCCAGAUCGCAGGAUAAUCUCGAUCGUUAUGGCUCACGGCAAGGCCUGCAGUCGGAUGAGGAGCCACAUUCGUUCCAUGAGGAGCCACAGCAGCAGGAGACACAAUUCGCCAGCUUGCCGCCCACUUUGAAUUCGCUGCCAGUCAAGCCUCCGGCAAAGAUUAAACACGCCUUCUCCAGCGACUUUGGCAGCAAAACUUUUCUGAUUGUGGACAAGAACAGCAAUCAGCGUUAUCAAAUGGUGCCCACGGCGGAGGAUGAGGAGCUGGUGGAUGAGAAUCAGGAGAUCAUACAGAUGCACAAUGGACGUGCACAUCGCUAUGCGGUGAUUCCCACUGAAGCGGAUGAUGAGGAUCUGGCCGAGGAGUCCUCCCACAUCCAGCAGGAAACCUGCCUCAGCAACACGGAGCUGAGCCAACAGUUCAAUAUGCGCACAUCGACGCCGCAGCAGCGAAAUGCGGCAGCUGCCACACGAGCGCUGCACGAACUGUUGACGACACCACGCAAAAUGCAACCACCACCGCGUCUAGCACACUCCACGCCCCGCAAUGCGGCACACCACGAGCAGCUGCAACGCGAGCGGCAAUUACAACUCUACCAGAGUCAACAGCACAUCAACUUGCACCGUCAGACGACCGUCUCCGUCGCACCGUCCCCCGCUCUGCCCCUGCGCCAGCAGCGACUCUCGCCACAGCGGCUGCACUACGAGACGGUGAAGCCAGCCACGCCACAAGUUGUGGCAAGCGAUCGCUCCAUGGCGGUGAUUAGUCCCCGAGUGCAGGAACAGGAUCUGAGCAGUCUGCAAGGCAAGUCUGGCAAUGGGCACAACUCGUAUCCACAGAAGGUGGCAAAUGCCACCAUCACAUUGGCCAUUGUCUCGCUGAUGCUCGUCUUGGGCAGCACCAUGAAUGCCGGACUCAUUAUCUAUAUGAUAGCGCACUUUGGCAAGUCCUUUUACCUGCAGUUUGGUCUGGUUGCCUCUUUCUGUGGCAUCGGACUCGGUUUCCUUGGCUUUCGGUCGCGGCAUUGCGAGUGGUUGCCAAAUCGCAGCUACACCUCUGGCUACAUCUUGGUCACCAUCUUCUGCCUCUUUAAGUGUUGUGGCCUGCUGCUUAUUCUCGUCCUGGAUCCGUUUCCUGGUCUGCCGUUGCACGAUGUCACCACUGGCGUCAUCUUGGGAUUGUCCACCUUUACCAUGUUCUUCAUUGGCCUCGGCGUCAUUGGCAGCUUGUGGUGCUAUCGUCCACCACCGGAUAACCGCGUCAAUGUGGCUUAAGCACCAGUUUCUAUUUUUAGUCUAGUUCUUAAUUAGCUUAAGCUUUUAGUUUUAUUUCCAGCUAGCAACACCCGGAACGGCUAAGAGACCAAAAAAAUGUAUUAAUAAUUCAACAGACGCGAAAUUCCUUUCAGCGAAUUUUGUUCUCAAAGACUGUAAAUAUUUUAUAAUAAUAGGAAUCUCAUUUGGGAUCCGUUAAUUUAAACGCAUUUAUUGUUAAAUCAAUUUUAAAUUAUUGUUCAAAACUUAAGAUAAGACAUUAUGCACCAAAACAUGGAAACACCAAUAAAUAUUAUACAACAAAAGCGCACGAAA
Drosophila innubila is the source of this 2256-nucleotide messenger RNA. It is a transcript of the gene spdo, whose product is annotated as myb-like protein Q. Bases 271 to 1941 code for a protein of 556 amino acids. The record is from RefSeq and is a predicted model, not a curated record. The transcript is spliced from 2 exons. NCBI's taxonomy places the organism in Eukaryota, Metazoa, Arthropoda, Insecta, Diptera, Drosophilidae.